This is a messenger RNA of Didymodactylos carnosus, 312 nucleotides long. The record is from the annotation of a GenBank genome assembly. Lineage: Eukaryota; Metazoa; Rotifera; Eurotatoria; Philodinida; Philodinidae.
AUGGUUCUCGUUGUUUUGGUUUCGUUGGUUUGCUACAAACAACAGCAACUGGUUGGUGCAUCACGCUUUGGUGAUGAAUUAUUUCAACGUUUGAAAGAUGUUGGCAGUGAUCCAUUGACAAAAUCCCUGUCGCCUCAAACAUGUUCAAACGUAUUCGAAUUGUUAUCCUAUCCACGUAAAAUCAUUGGUAUUUCAGUUCGUGAUAUAAUGCCGUUACGUGUGAAAGUUGAAGUUCAACUGACAAAUCCAGCAACAAGCAAAACGGAUGUCUUUUCUGUUGACGGUCUGGUUUGUGUGUCAAGCACAAAAUGA